CCUCCGCGCCAGUCCACCUUCCUCCAUCUGGAAAGAAGGGUGAACGAGACAACGAGAGUGUCGUGUCGCGUCAGUGGUGUAGUGCGAAAUUUGUGAGUGAAAUAACAUUUUAGUGAUUUGUGUACAAAAUGAGCUGGCAGGAUUACGUUGACAAGCAAUUAUUAGCAUCCAAAUGUGUAACAAAAGCCGCCAUCGGAGGACAUGACGGAAAUGUUUGGGCGAAAUCAGAAGGAUUUGAAGUAUCAAAAGAUGAACUGUCAAAACUGGUACAAGGAUUUGAAAAACAAGAUAUUUUAACGUCAGGCGGUGUCACAUUAGCUGGCAGCCGAUACAUAUACCUUUCCGGCACAGAUAGAGUCAUCAGAGCAAAGCUGGGCAAAGUAGGAGUACACUGUGUAAAGACGCAACAAGCUGUUGUCGUUUCAUUGUAUGAAGAUCCUAUCCAACCUCAGCAAGCAGCGUCUGUAGUGGAAAAGUUAGGAGAUUACCUAAUGAAUUGCGGCUACUAGAGAUGGUGGCAAGUAAGAUGUGUUGUUCUGUGGCGAAGGGCGGACUUCGGAGCUAGGCAUGCAAUACAGCGAACAGCAACAGAACAGCAACCCGAGUGUAUUGUGGACCAUGUGAAACAGUGACUCUGCUGAUCCUACCAUCGCGACGCGGAGUUCAACGUUUCUUUCAAAUUUAUACAGUGAAUUAUGCUAUUUGUUAAACUACCCUUCGCUAUAAUUAAAAAUCGAGUUUUUAAAAUGAAGAGAAUCUCUAGUCCUGCCUUUUUACUUCUUCGCCUCCGACAUCUGGUCAAGUGCGGUUGCAUAAGCCGGCCCAGGCUCCGAAGUGAAGCGCUGCCGGCGCUGGAGAUUUUUUAUAUUUAGAUUAUAUUGGACAAUUCCAAAUAUCAGUGAUGAAAAAUUAUGCUCAGUUUAGUGCUACGUUUGUUAUUUUGUUAAUCGGAAAGGUCUAUUCAUUAAUCACCAUCGAAAUAUCGCAUAUUUAGCAAUUUGUCUAGCUAUGAAAAUAAUUGUAUAAAGGAUUCCAUUGUAUGUUUGAACAAAUUACCUAAAGUUUAGUUUUUGUAAAUUGGAAGAUGGAGGAGAGCUUGCGAGAGACAUUAUGUGUGCCAAUGUUCAUCCGUUGCUGCUGGUUUAUAAAUAUUUUGUAUAACUCAUUUUAAUGAACUGCUCUUUAUUUCACAUAUAUUUGUGUGUUUAUUGAAUACAUUUGUACUAUUCCUUUAUAAACCCCACCCCAAAUAUUAUUAAUAAAAAAAGUUGCAUUUAUA
Messenger RNA from Macrosteles quadrilineatus (aster leafhopper), 1279 nucleotides. RefSeq names its product profilin. Bases 129 to 509 code for a protein of 126 amino acids. Gene Ontology annotation, cellular component: cell cortex. Lineage: Eukaryota; Metazoa; Arthropoda; Insecta; Hemiptera; Cicadellidae. The transcript has 4 exons. Gene Ontology annotation, molecular function: actin monomer binding. The record is from RefSeq and is a predicted model, not a curated record.